GCCCCACCACUGGUGUCAGUGGGAGGAACGGCGCCCCACCACUGGUGUCAGUGGGAGGAACGGCGCCCCACCACUGGUGUCAGUGGGAGGAACGGCGCCCCACCACUGGUGUCAGUGGGAGGAACGGCGCCCCACCACUGGUGUCAGUGGGAGGAACGGCGCCCCACCACUGGUGUCAGUGGGAGGAACGGCGCCCCACCACUGGUGUCAGUGGGAGGAACGGCGCCCCACCACUGGUGUCAGUGGGAGGAACGGCGCCCCAUCACUGGUGUCAGUGGGAGGAAUAGAGCCCCACCACUGGUGUCAGUGGGAGGAACGAGCCCCAUCACUGGUGUCAGUGGGAGGAAUAGGGCCCCAUCACUGGUGUCAGUGGGAGGAAUAGUGCCCCAUCACGGGUGUCAGUGGGAGGAAUAGUGCCCCAUCACUGGUGUCAGUGGGAGGAAUAAUGCCCCAUCAUUGGUGUCAGUGGGAGGAAUAGUGCCCCAUCACUGGUGUCAGUGGGAGGAAUAAUGCCCCAUCAUUGGUGAAGUGGGAGGAAUAGGGCUCCAUCACUGGUGUCAGUGGGAGGAAUAGUGUCCCAUCACUGGUGUCAGUGGGAGGAAUAG
Staurois parvus is the source of this 605-nucleotide messenger RNA. The record is from the annotation of a GenBank genome assembly. Lineage: Eukaryota; Metazoa; Chordata; Amphibia; Anura; Ranidae.